This is a messenger RNA of Chelonoidis abingdonii (Abingdon island giant tortoise), 1598 nucleotides long. The record is from RefSeq and is a predicted model, not a curated record. Lineage: Eukaryota; Metazoa; Chordata; Testudines; Testudinidae.
GCUCCCAGCCUCUGCCCCGCUUUGACCCACUAGCCCCCCAUCCCCUGCUCAUGACACCCUGGUGGGAAGCGAUAGUUUUUGUAGGGCCUACACACGUGUGUGACUUCCAUGCGGCUCCCGGUGUGCGUUGCAGGGGCUGUUCCCAUCAGAUCCUGCUUGGUGUCCCCCCCACCUCCCCAGGAUGCUGCCCCUCUUCCUCCUGGCUGUGGCCCUGCCCCUGCCCCUGCCUCGUGUGGCUGCAGGGGGCAUCUCCUGCUAUGACGAUGCCGGGCAGCCCGUGGACUGGUUCCUGGCCUACAAGCUGCCUCGGCCCCGGCACAGCCCCCCGGCCGAGGGCAUGCGCUACAUGUACCAGGAUGCCCGCUCCGGCGGCUGGGUGCCCGGCCGCGCCCUCAUGAACAGCACCCAGAGCGCUGUGGGCAGGACCCUGCUGCAGCUCUACCAAGGGGCAAACAGGCGGACGGAAAGACAUGGCCUAUAUCCUGUACAACGACCAGCCCAAAGAGUCACCUCUCCACCAGCGCCCCGGGGGCACACGAAAAGGGUAACCCCCCCGCGCACGGCCAGGCCUGAGCCCAGAGAGGCACCAGGCAGCACCACUGCCCCGAAGCAGGGAGAGAACGCGUUGGAGCUGACCCAGACAGCGACCCUGGCUCUGGGAGGGGCGUGGGGUCCUGGUGUUGAGCAGCGGGGCGGAGCUCAAGAGCCAGCGGACUUCCUGGGUUCUUUUCCCCGUGCCAGCGUGGUCCUGCUGGACAGAGCCCAGGGCUUCUGGCUGCUGCACAAGCACCCCCCACUACCCGCCCCCCACGCCAGAGACCUACGCCUGGCCCACAGCGGGCUGCACAACGGCCAGUCCCUUCCUGUGCGGUCACCUUACCCCUACGCCCAGUUCAAGGAGGAUUGGCCUCGAGAUGCAUGCCCGUGCGCGAGAGCCCCCUGGAACCGCAGCGUGGCCCUGACCCCGCUGGGGGGGCGCGCUCCUGAGCCUGGGCCAAGUUCCGGCGUCUUCCACGAUGAUCUCUACUCCGGCUGGGUGGCCCAGGCUCUCUCCAGCGACCUCUACGUCCAGUUCUGGCCCAACUCGCGGGGGGUCCUGCCCUCCAACUGCUCGGGGUCCUACCGGGUGUAUAACAUCGAGGAGCUGGGCUUCCCGGCCCCGGGGCCCCACUUCUCAGCUACCGUCGACCACUCCAAGUGGUGCGUGAGCACCGAGCACGCGCCCGGCUGGGCCUGCGUGGGCGACAUGAACCGCAACUUGGAGGAGGAGCAGCGGGGAGGGGGGACCCUGUGCCAGCAGGACCCAGCCGUCUGGAAAUCUUAUUGCGCCCUAGUGCAGAGCUAUAGCAAGUGCUAGGAGGGGAGCAGGGGCUAGUGGGUGGAGCCGGGAUUGGGAGUCCGUCACCGCCCCAGUGACUCUCCAGGGGAACCGUUCAGUGCCUCAGUUUCCCCAUCUGUGACACUUGCACUUACCUACCUCUCUGGGUCGGUGGGGUUGGGGGAUUCAAUGGUGCUUGCGAAGCUGUGGGGAUCUCCAUGCCCCUGUAUAAAUGCAGCCCCCACACUGGCUCUUUCAAUAAUAAUCUUGCAAUUUCUAA